UAUUCCAAAACCCAUCGAGAAAACUGAAAACCCCAAAGCCCCAAAGUUUUUUUCCCCUGUUUCAUACUAUAAAGCAUUCCAAAACCCCAAAACCCCACGAGAAAACUGAAAACCCCAAAAGCCCAAGCUCCUACCGUUCUCUCUCUCCCUCUCUAUUCUUAUUCUCAAUCCCCAAGCCACACGACCUAAAUCAGGAAUAGAAACAGAAAGCUAGUUAUGAAUCAAGAACGAGUGAUCCUCUUCUGCGGGCAUAUGUGCGAUGAACCUUUCGUCUACUCAAGCGAUGAUGAUUAUGGCAAGACUAUGAUGUCUUGGUUUACUAUGUUGGCUCCAGAGAUCCGUGCUGGACCAUCAUCAUCGGGUAUUUUGUCUCCUUCUUCGGGUAUUUUGUCUUCUGAUUCAUCAUCUUCUCCUUUGAGAAAGCGAAAGAGAAAUACUCCUCCUACUCUUUCUCCGUUUACGGUCUUAACACUUCCGACGGCAACGUUCUUCACGGCAGUGGGCACAUCUAUCUUCAUUUUUCGCAACGGAGUCAACAAAAUAAUUACAUUUAAGAACUCCGGUGACGGCGAUUGGAAGCUCGCUCCGCCGAUGAAGUAUCCUAGAAAAUCCCCGCACAUCAUUGUCGUGGAUGGUAAGUUAUACGUUAUAGGUGGAUUAAAAAAUCCUAUAGUUUUUCCAUUACCUGCCUUUAUAGAGGUUUUUGAUCCGAAUAUUGGAAGUUGGGAAUCCUUGCCUAAUCCUAAUCCUGUGUACCCAAAUCCUUCAUUCUAUCAACCUCCUUCAUUCUAUCAACCUAGGGAGAUGGUGACCGCCCUUCUUAAAAACAGAAACAUUCUUGUUACCUCCUACAUUGAUUCUGUUUCUUACAUCUACGAAAUCCCUAGCCGCAUUUGGUCUCCUGCUCUACCUAUGCCCAACCUAUCUAGAGUGGAUUUUCAUUUGGCACGCUAUAAGAUUAAAUCGGUUAAUGUUGAUGACAUGUUGUAUAGGAUUUCCUUUGACCACGUUGGUUGUUAUACCAAACAUUUGGUUAUUCAGGCUUUUAAAUUAUCUCUAGAUCAGUGGUUUGAGGGCUGCCUGAAUGUUGAAAGUGAAAUUUUUGGGGAGUGUAAUGAAAUUCUAUUGGAUGAAUAUCCUUGCUGCGGUCUUAUGCAUUUAGCAGAUCAGAAAUUCUGCCUACUUCUUCAAUCUUCCUACAUAGAGGAUGGCAACGGCAAUGGCGAUUUUGAUAGGAGGAGAAGCGCCUUUUUCAAACGUCGUUCUGCAUCUUCUUCUUAUCUGUAUUCCGUGGUUCUUGAAAUUUCACCUAUAUUAGACAAGCCCAUGGAUGUUGAGGGUUUCAUGGGGUUGAAAAUUGUUGUUCUGUCCACCGAAAAGUAUCGCCUGGUUCGUCCAUUAGUAAUUCAAGAUGCAAUGUUGGUGGAUAUUACAUUUCAUCCAUCAAAUAUGCUAGCCUUGAGGGAUAUGAACAGGUGCAAUGAGUCGUUGCUAAAAGAAUUUGGGAUGGCCCAACCCUCUAAGGAGGAGCGUGAUGAACUCCUACGGCAGCGUGAUGAACUCCUACGGCAGCAUGAUGAACUCCUAAAGCAGUAUGCAGCAUGCUAAACGAAUUAUGAAUUUGGGAUCGCCCAACUCUCUAAGCAGUAAGGAUUGUGGCAUGUGCUCCUAGGCUCUGAUUAUUUGUUUUCUACAUGUGAGAGUUGUAGAGUGUAGAGCUCAUAAUGUUCGAAUACACCUACUAAAGCAGAAAUCUCUCUCUCCCUCUCAACAAAGUAAAACUAUUUACGUUUUCUUUUUCAAAAUCUCAUUUUUUUAAUGUGGUUUUUUUCAAGCUUUCUUGGCACUGUUGCGCUUUGGAAUGUACUUCUUUGCACUAUUGUUGCUUACCUCAAUUGUAUUUCUUAAAUAUGCAUUGUACAUAUUGUCACUGUUGCUUAUUGAAGCUUUCAGUUUUUUUAGCAGAUAUUAUAGGGUUUGAUCCUUGUCCAGAUGGAUCCCUUGCAGGAGAUGCAAAUUGAGUUGCUUGUGGUGACUCUAUGGCCUCCCAAAUUCAAUUUUAUAAGUGCAUUAGGAAAUCUUAUCC
Molecule: messenger RNA, 2086 nt
Organism: Quercus lobata
Lineage: Eukaryota; Viridiplantae; Streptophyta; Magnoliopsida; Fagales; Fagaceae
Exons: 3
Coding region: 217-1608 (463 amino acids)
Molecular function (GO): protein binding
Source: RefSeq, a predicted model, not a curated record